This is a messenger RNA of Coregonus sp. 'balchen', 2733 nucleotides long. Lineage: Eukaryota; Metazoa; Chordata; Actinopteri; Salmoniformes; Salmonidae. The record is from the annotation of a GenBank genome assembly.
UGCCCCCCUGAAGAACACCACACACCCCUUGACUCCUGCUGCCCCGUUUGUGACGGUACACGCUCAACCCUACCCCCUUUUUGUACACCUUAAACACCCAACCUUAACCUCGAAACCCUGUGUCAUCAAGUGUGUGUGUUUUUCUUUCAGAGUGUGUUAUUGAGGGUGAGAAAAGGCGUGUGUCUAAUGGUGAGAGCUGGACAGACAGUGAGGAUGAGUGUGUCACAUGCACCUGUAAUGUAAGUUACACAAACACACACAAAUGCACACGCACGCUAACGCACUCACAGAAUGGCACAAAUGGCACAAAUUUCCAUUGUUGUAUGUGUGUGUAUUCUAGCUGGGUUACAUUGAGUGCAGUAUAGAGGAGUGUGUUCCUGUGGAGUGUGAGCAGGGCCUGGUCAGAAUGAAGACUCCUGGAAAAUGCUGUUACGAAUGCCAAGGUACAACUUCUACAGUACUCGCUAACCAAUAUAAAUAACUACGCAAUAUCACCACUACACAGCUAAACUGUUAAUAUACCACUACAUAAUGUGUGUGUGUUUCAGACUCGGGGGUUCAGUGUGUGUACCAGGGCUCUGUGUACCAGUCUAAUGAACAGUGGGAAGUGGAUGAGUGUACCAGCUGUACCUGUGUGUUUGGAGAUGUACACUGUUACAGCCAACGCUGUCCUCCACUAGGCUGUGCAGCAGUAAGUAUAAAUAUAAUAAAUAUAAAAAUAUAUAAGUAUAACACACACUUGACUCUCAGUGUUCUGUCUGGUCUCUCAGUGUUCCAUCUAGUCUCUCAGUGUUCAGUCUGGUCUCUGUGUUGCGUCUGACUCUGUGUUCCAUCUGGUCUUUCAGUGUUCUGUCUGGUCUCUCAGUGUUCCGUCUGGUCUCUCAGUGUUCCAUCUGACUCUGUGUUCCAUCUGGUCUUUCAGUGUUCCGUCUGGCCUCUCAGUGUUCCGUCUAGCCUCUCAGCGUUCCAUCUGGUCUCAGUGUUUUCUGUCUGGUCUUUCAGUGUUCUGUCUAACUCUGUGUUCCGUUUGACUCGUGUGUGACAGGAUGAGGCUCCUGCUGUGAUCCCAGGUGUGUGUUGUCCCCACUGCAUACCACGGCCAGCCACCUGCGUAGUGUUUGGGGAUCCCCACUACAGGACCUUCGAUGGCCGCAUGCUCCACUUCCAGGGGGCCUGUACUUACAUACUGUCCCAGGACUGUGACGGAGGGGACUUUAGGUAUAAAGCAAGGUUUUUUCUAUUAACAAGAUUUAUGUCAAGCAAGGUUUGGUAUUCGUUGAUUCGUUGAUUUGAACUAAUUUGUGUACACCUGUGCGCGUCCAGUAUCCAUGCGACCAAUGAUGACCGUGGUCGAAAGGGAGUGUCCUGGACCAAAGAGGUGACUGUUUUCAUAGGAGAUGUGGUGGUGCAGCUACUCCAGGACUGGGUCGUUAGGGUGAGUGGGUUUCUGGUUGUAGAUGUUCUAGCAGCGAGCCAAUCAGAGCAUGUGUAUAAGAGGUGAGAGCCAAUCUGAGCUGAGUUGUGUUUUUUAUUCCAGGUGGACUACAAGGUUGUCACCCUGCCUUUCCUCAAGGAACCAUACAUCUACCUGGAGCGCCAGACAAAUACCAUCCUACUCAACACUAAUAUAGGACUAAAGGUACUAAAACUACCGUAUCUAUUUACUCUUAGUUGUCUAAACCCUUACCUGUGUUAACUCUUACAUGUCUGAACUCCUCAGGUGUUGUGGAGUGGGCGGUCCCACCUGGAAGUGAGUGUUCCGGGUUCGUAUAAAGGUCACACCUGUGGUCUCUGUGGCAACUUCAACAACUACCCCCAGGACGACCUACGAACCCCUGCAGGAAAAGUCAGUCAAUCAGAGGCGGACUUUGGAAACAGCUGGAAGGUGAGUGAGUGUGUGUCUGUCUACUUUGUAGGUAAAGAGUGUUAACCACAACUCCUGUCAGCGCAGCCAUACACAGACAGACAGAGACCCUGGUAUCUCUAUUUCCCCCUGUAGGUGGGUAGUGGUAACAGCAGCCUGUCGUCCUGUCGGCCUGGGGAGGAUAUCGACCCCUGUAAGGCAGCAGGCUACCAGGCCAGGAAGUCGGCUAAUGCACGCUGCAGGUAACACACACACCAGACUUUUCAAAUACAUUAGCUGCGCUUGAGCUUGCCUGCUAGAAUGAUUGAUUGAUUGACCUUUGUUCCUCAGGGUUCUGAAGUCUGGGGUGUUCCAGGCCUGCCACCACCUGGUGGCUCCAGAGCCCUGGUACGCAGCGUGUGUCUAUGACCUGUGUGCCUGCGGAGCCAACGCUGACGAGUGUCUGUGUGAUUCCCUGGAGGCCUAUGCAGCACAGUGCAGAGAGGCUGGGGCUAGACUGUCCUGGAGGAGCUCCUCACUGUGUGGUAAAUACACACAAAACCACAGUAUAACACAUUAUUUUACCACAGUGAAGGGCCCCAUCUCUCUGUGUUGACAUAAUCUAUCCCUCCGUCCCUUCCUGCCCACCCUCCCCAUUUCUCUCUCUUUAUCUAGCGGUGGGCUGUCCAGUGGAGCGUGGUUUCGUGUUUGAUGAGUGUGGUCCCCCAUGUCCAGUGACCUGUGUUAACCGUGACGUGCCACUAGGGGUGAUAGAGAGCCACUGUUUUAAACCCUGUGUGCCCGGCUGCCAGUGUCCUGCUGGACUGGUACUACACAACAACCACUGUGUACCGCCAGAGACAUGCCCCAAGAUCAUACAUGGCAAGUCC